AUGACUUCGACAAACACUGAAAAUAAAGAUUCAUCACUAUGCUUGGUGGAGUUUGAUGAGUAUCCUACAAGAACCAAUAGCAGCAGCUCCAAAUCAUUCUCACCUACAAGCUCAUGCGGGGAAAAGAAUUUUGAUGGUGAAUUUGAUAAUGAAGACCUGCCUCCAAUCGAUGGAGGGGCUCAGGCAUGGCUCUUCUUACUAGCUUCCGCCAUGCUAGAGGCGCUGGUCUGGGGAUACGCCUUUGCUUUCGGCAUUUUCCAGGAUUAUUAUAGUGUACACGAACCAUUCAAAGGAUCAGAGAAUAUAGCUGUCAUUGGGACAUGUGCCAUGGGCUUGGCAUACUUAAUUGCUCCUUUGGCAAUCGUGAUGAUGAUAAUGGUUCCCCGGCUAGCACGCUGGGUGUCCACGAUGGGUGUUGUGAUAAUGUGUCUCUCACUGGCACUAAGUUCCUUCGCCACGAAUGUUACACAUCUCAUUCUCUCCCAAGGUAUCGGAUUUGGCAUCGGUGGAUGUUUUGCCUACACGCCGUCCAUUUUAUACAUGUCUGAAUGGUUCCAUAGACGGAAAGGAUUGGCGUUUGGUAUUGUUUGGGCAGGGUCAGGUAUUUCAGGCGUGAUAUUUCCUCUCGCCAUCGAAUGGCUUCUUGGAAAAUACGGAAUCGAGACCACUCUCCGAGUCUCCGCAGUUUGUCUCUUCAUUCUCGCCGCACCUUUCCUAUACUGGCACCGACCGAGACUGCCACCAGGCAAAACCGUCCGCCAUGAUCGACUCAACUUCCGUUUCUUGUACAGCAGAGUUUACAACAUCUAUCAACUUGCCAACACCAUAGAAGCACUAGGAUUCUUCCUGCCAACCAUAUACCUCCCAACCUACGCCCGCAGCCUCGGCGCAAACGAGUUUCUCUCAUCGCUUACCGUCACUCUCGUCAACCUCACAUCUGUCUUCAGUUCCGUCCUAGUGGGCUUCCUUUCAGAUCGGUAUCACAUUACUACUCCGAUCCUCAUUUUAACUGUCGGCACUGUGCUUUCAGUGUUUUUCAUUUGGGGUUUCGCUGUAUCAAUCCCAACUCUUUAUGUUUUCUGUGUUGCGUAUGGGCUCCUAGCAGGUGGUUAUUCCUCGACCUGGUCAGGAGUGGCCCAGGCAAUCCAGCGCGCGAAUCCAGAGGCAGAUGCGACCGUCAUCUUCCCUUUUAUGGAACUUGGACGUGGAAUUGGCAACGUUGCUAGUGGUCCUCUAAGUGAAGUCCUACUAAAGGCGGAUACUUGGCAGGGCCGAGCAUCGGGGGCGUAUGGUAGUGGCUUUGGUCCACUAGUUGUUUGCACGGGUGUCACUGCCCUGGUAGGUGGCGUAUCUGUGGUGGCAAGACAGUUCAAGUGGGUGUGA
Molecule: messenger RNA, 1383 nt
Organism: Penicillium malachiteum
Lineage: Eukaryota; Fungi; Ascomycota; Eurotiomycetes; Eurotiales; Aspergillaceae
Exons: 4
Coding region: 1-1383 (460 amino acids)
Biological process (GO): transmembrane transport
Cellular component (GO): fungal-type vacuole membrane
Molecular function (GO): transmembrane transporter activity
Source: RefSeq, a predicted model, not a curated record